GUGAUACAUCUAGCGUUGGUAUAUAAAUUAAGUUUAUUUUUUACCUUUUUUUUUCAAAUAUUUGUGUUUUAAUGAUUUCGAGAAAACGCGAUGCUCACCGACAACCAGAGCAACACCGACCGAAUACUCAACUUAAAGACGGAGAAUACGUCCAAUGCAAAUCCAGUAAAGAAGCUAAAGAUCCAAGAGACAAGAUAUCAAUGCAUAGUCUGCCAGACUAAUAAAAUCUCUUUGAGUGAACUUCAUUGGCAUCAAACCUAUCAACACUCAACGGAAGAACUUUCGUUAUCGGUGAUAGGCUGGAAAGGUCUGGUAAAAAUUGUUGGGCCACCUACACCCCAAGAGAAAGAGAACUCUCAAGAACGGUCUAUUUGGAGUAGUUUUUCGAAAAAACCGUCGCAAUUUUAUUAUUUAUCCAGCAGUAUUUUGCGCGUUAAAGAAAAUCAAAAAGGAAAUUCUGAAGCGCCUAUCGACUGUAGUUUACCUGUUCUAAAAGUGGAGAAGGAUAUUGAAAGUUUAAAUCAAGCGAAAGAAAAGAUACCAAUAGUUUCUAUAGUGAAACAGGAUUCAAGUGUAAACAAAAAGUUACAGAAGGAGUUAAAUACUAUAAAGGAAAUUAGUAUGGAAGACUUUGUCAAAUGUACAAAUGAAUUAUGUAGCGAGCUUGCAGAAUAUAAAAGAAUACGUGUCUCAAAGAAAUCUGGAAGAAAGAAACAUGUAUUAUGAAAUAUUAGAUUAUCGUUUAUACAUAUUUUGUUUUAAAGAA
This is a messenger RNA of Ceratosolen solmsi marchali, 766 nucleotides long. RefSeq lists its product as uncharacterized. The coding region runs from base 91 to 726 and encodes 211 amino acids. NCBI's taxonomy places the organism in Eukaryota, Metazoa, Arthropoda, Insecta, Hymenoptera, Agaonidae. The transcript is spliced from 2 exons. The record is from RefSeq and is a predicted model, not a curated record.